Molecule: messenger RNA, 1704 nt
Organism: Callorhinus ursinus (northern fur seal)
Lineage: Eukaryota; Metazoa; Chordata; Mammalia; Carnivora; Otariidae
Gene: OTOP2
Product: otopetrin 2
Biological process (GO): proton transmembrane transport
Cellular component (GO): membrane
Molecular function (GO): proton channel activity
Source: RefSeq, a predicted model, not a curated record
AUGUCCGAGGAGUCGGCCCCGGGCCCCAAAGAGAGCCCGCCAGCGGCGCCGCGGGCAGGCUCCCGCGAGGUGUGGAAGAAGGGCGGCCGUCUGCUGUCCGUGCUGCUGGCCGUGAACGUACUGCUUCUCGCCUGCACGCUCAUCAGUGGCGGCGCCUUCAACAAGGUAGCGGUGUAUGACACCGACGUGUUCGCGCUGCUCACUACCAUGAUGCUGCUCGCCUCCCUCUGGAUCCUCUUCUACCUCCUCCGGACCGUGCGCUGCCCCGACGCCGUCCCCUAUCAGGACGCGCACGCCGGCCCCAUCUGGCUCCGAGGUGGGCUGGUGCUGUUUGGGAUCUGCACUCUUGUCAUGGAUGUCUUCAAGACUGGCUACUACUCCAGUUUCUUUGAGUGCCAGUCAGCCAUCAAGAUCCUGCACCCUCUCACCCAGGCUGUGUUUGUCAUCGUCCAGACUUACUUUCUCUGGGUCUCCUCUAAAGACUGCAUUCACGUCCAUCUGGAUCUGACCCGGUGUGGUCUCAUGUUCACCCUCACCACCAACCUGGCCAUCUGGAUGGCAGCCGUAGUGGACGAGUCCGUGCACCAGACCCACUCCUAUGAUAGUUCCCACGGCAACGCUAGCCACCUUCACCUCACUCCUGACCAGCGAGCGGGCAGCUCGGUGGGAGGAGACUGUUCCUGCAACACAGCCAUCUGCCAGAUCUUCCAGCAGGGCUACUUCUACCUGUAUCCCUUCAACAUUGAGUAUAGCCUGUUUGCUUCCACCAUGCUGUAUGUCAUGUGGAAGAAUGUGGGCAGGCUGCUGGCCUCCUCCACACAUGGCCACGGCCACGGCCACGGCCACACGCCGUCCCGGGUCAGCCUCUUCCGGGAGACCCUUUUCGCUGGCCCGAUCCUGGGCCUGAUGCUCUUUGUGGUGGGGCUGGCCGUCUUCAUCAUCUAUGAGGUCCAAGUGAGUGGGGAGAGGGGCCGCACCCAGCAGGCCCUGGUCAUCUACUACAGCUUCAACAUCAUCUGUCUGGGGCUUAUGACCUUGGUCAGCCUGAGCGGCUCAAUCAUCUACCGUUUUGAUCGCCGGGCCAUGGAUCACCAUAAGAACCCCACUCGAACCCUGGAUGUGGCACUGCUGGUGGGUGCUGCCCUGGGCCAGUAUGCUAUCUCCUACUACUCUCUCGUAGCCGUGGUGGUGGGCACACCCAGGGACCUACUGGGGGGGCUCAACCUAGCCCAUGCUCUGCUCAUGAUCGCCCAGCACACCUUCCAGAAUGUGUUCAUCAUCGAGAGCCUCCACCGGGGACCACCCGGGGCUGAACCUCAUGAUACCACCCCCAAAGAGUCCUGCCAUGGCCUUACCUUUGCCAACCUGGAUGCCCUCCACACCUUGCCUGCCUGCCCACCCACUCCCAGGCUGGUUGGCACCAACCCAGUGGACCCUCAGGAAACAAUGGCUAUCAUCUUGGCCCCCAGGGGCCACUGGAGACGCCGGUGCCUGAAGGACAUUUCUCUGUUUCUCCUGCUCUGCAAUGUCAUUCUGUGGAUCAUGCCUGCCUUCGGAGCCCGCCCUCACUUCAGCAACACUGUGGAGGUGGACUUCUAUGGCUACUCGCUCUGGGCAGCCAUCGUCAAUAUCUGCCUGCCCUUCGGCAUCUUCUACCGUAUGCAUGCUGUCUCCAGCCUGCUGGAGGUCUACGUGUUGUCCUGA